GAGCUACCCAAUUCCUCACACCUCCUCAACCUUUCUUCCUCUCUGUAUUUUUGUAGGGAGAAGAGAUUUUCAUCAUAGAUUGCGUGGGGAUGGGUGUGGAUUCCUGGUUCCUGGAAGAGCUCGCCAUGGAUGCGAGCCUGCCUUCGCUCUGGGGCUUCCAUGAGAGCAUGGAGGAGCUGAAGCAGAAGCUGCUGUGCACGACUCUGGAGCUGGAAGCAGUGAAAGCGAACGCCAAGGAGGAGAUGAGGAAGAGCGAGCAGAGCAUCGAUCAGCUGCUGAAGCUACUCCAAGUGAUCACCCACGAGAGAGACGAAGCUAGAAGUCAGCUCGAGCUCCUGCUCUCGAAGCUCAAGCAGAUCCCUAGAACAAGAGAGCUCCGCCUCUCCCCCAUGCCGGACUGCGUCACCGGCGAAUGCGGCUCCUCCUCCUCCCCCGUCGGAUCGCCGGAAUUGCCGAGCGUUAAGCUUGUCGCCGCCGGCGCGACCCACACGGGGAGAUCCGAUCACAGAGAUGCAGGCGCAGUGAUGGAUUGGCUGGCCAUGAACAGGCCGCUGCCGCAGAAGGGGAAGCUCUUGCAGGCGGUUAUGGAAGCGGGGCCCACGCUGCAGACGCUGCUGCUCGCGGGGCCACUGCCCCGGUGGAGGAAUCCGCCGCCACUGCAGCAGGCGUUUCAGGUGCCUCCUGCGGUUGUGAAAGCACCCAUUCCGGCGGUGUUGAAUUUGGCGAUGAAGAGACCAACGGCCCUGGUUGCGCCGGGCACGAACAUGGAUGCCAAGAGACAGAGAACUCACUGCAUGUGACUAGGAAGAUAAGGCUUACGUUUAUAUCUAUAUAUAUAUAAUGGUUAGUUUAACAUGUUUAUGAUGUAAAUUGAAGGAGUAUUUUCUUUUUUUUGAUGCCCAGACUUUAGUGUUGUAAUUCUGAAGGUAGAUGAUUUUCUCUCUAAUUUGCUUAUUGAAGUUCAUUUGGGAUUUAAACUUAGAAUUCAACAAUG
Molecule: messenger RNA, 994 nt
Organism: Zingiber officinale
Lineage: Eukaryota; Viridiplantae; Streptophyta; Magnoliopsida; Zingiberales; Zingiberaceae
Exons: 2
Coding region: 90-800 (236 amino acids)
Source: RefSeq, a predicted model, not a curated record